Messenger RNA from Ostertagia ostertagi, 891 nucleotides. NCBI's taxonomy places the organism in Eukaryota, Metazoa, Nematoda, Chromadorea, Rhabditida, Trichostrongylidae. The record is from the annotation of a GenBank genome assembly.
AUGACCAAUGAUGCCAUUGAUCUUACUGUGACUGUUAGAUCUCUUAUAAUAGUUGUGAAGCGCUAUCGCUUCGGUGAGGCUGGCGGAAGCAAAGUAGAUGAGAGACAAGGAAUGGUUGAAGUUACCACUCCUGAGUUCAAUAAAGUCUCGGGCAGUGCCACUGAACAUUUGCGAACGCAGUCUCGAGCUGCUCUUUCUCCACUCAAGAUGAAUCGUCCACGUUUCGUCAAGGUGGGAAAGCUGGAGGAUCCAAUAACCUCAACAAGAAAAUUGAAUGUUGGUGAAGCUGCAAUGGGCGUUGUUGCUGUACCGGUUUCUUCUGGAAUGCAGUUGGAAAAGGAAAACGUUGCGUUUGUUUCGUCGAGGGAUGCUUCCAAUGGAACUGAUUCCAGCUUAGUAAAGCAGAGUGGUGGAUACUUGAAGGAAAAUUCCUCAGAUGCGGCGAAAGUUCCGGUUCUGCAGGGACACUCUUCAUCCACUGAGGGUCAAAGUGUCGCGAAUUCUACUACUAGUCCUGCGGCUCGGGAUCACUCGGCCAGUAACGUUAACGCAUCACAAAUUAGCAGCAAGGAUGAUGUACCCAAGAAGCGGUCUCGCGUUGAGGAUGUCAUAGAAAUUGAGAAUUCACUUGGCGCCUCAAGUUCAAAUGCUUCAACCAACUCAAACGAGUCUUAUGCGCGUUUGAUCACCGAGCCCCUGCGGCCCUCUUCUCGUCCGUCGUCAAGUAAAGCUGCUGAGUGGCUGCAGAGUCCUGAGCCUAUUUCUGUUCUUGGUGCUUACGAGGAGAAGAAUACGUUGUUUUUCCGUCCAGUCACAGAGGAUUGCCAAAAGACGUGGUGCUCACAAUUAGGAUUCAAAUAUUCUGGAUCUCCUGAGUGCGUUUCUCCAGAA